UGCAUACAUGGAAGAGGAGGGACCCAGAGGUGACAUGACCAUCCAAUCAGGGCUCAGCAACUCCACAGAGAGCAUUGACAGCAUGAAGGCCCUGACUGCUGCUAUAGAGGCUGCCAAUGCACAGGUCCAUGGACCAGCCAGCCAGCAUGUCAUUAACAGCACCAUGACAGUGAACACUCCCACCCUCACCAUCCUGACCAGGGGGCCAGUAGAAGACCACCGGGAUAUGUACAGGAAAGAAGCACUCAGGAAGGGCAGAUGUCUCUCUAUAGGCAUCCAGGUGGAUGGACCGGAUGAUGACCCCGAUCCAGAGGACCCCUCCAAGUUCACCUCUGUGGGGGUGCAGGUGGAGGAUGACAGCGGGUGA
Messenger RNA from Notothenia coriiceps (black rockcod), 367 nucleotides. RefSeq names its product disks large-associated protein 1-like. Bases 8 to 367 code for a protein of 119 amino acids. Lineage: Eukaryota; Metazoa; Chordata; Actinopteri; Perciformes; Nototheniidae. The record is from RefSeq and is a predicted model, not a curated record. The transcript is spliced from 3 exons.